Molecule: messenger RNA, 7910 nt
Organism: Salvelinus fontinalis (brook trout)
Lineage: Eukaryota; Metazoa; Chordata; Actinopteri; Salmoniformes; Salmonidae
Product: host cell factor 1-like
Exons: 26
Coding region: 1121-6370 (1749 amino acids)
Biological process (GO): chromatin remodeling; regulation of DNA-templated transcription
Cellular component (GO): histone methyltransferase complex
Molecular function (GO): transcription coactivator activity; protein binding
Source: RefSeq, a predicted model, not a curated record
CUGUAUUUUCCUCCCCUUUUGGUUGUCAAGAAGAUGGCAGCUUCCAGGCAGGCAUGAGAGGGAAUACUUAAUCACAAAUCGAAUGAACUUGGACUAGUGAUUCAAGAGUAGACCCUCAAAUCAUCUCAUUGGAAAUAGUGCGUCGAACGAAGUAAGUAAUUCGUAUUAUGGACGUCAGGUUUUGUGACUAGGGGUUUUGUUGUGGCAGACUGCUCGGCCAUUUUUCUUGAGGGAGCUUAAAUGUAGGCCGAUUUCAGACACGGCGUGAUAAAUAACAAUACUUUGUAUGAUAUUGAAUACAAUUCGGCUUAUUUGAAUAAGAUAUGUUGAAUUGCAUUAUGCUGGCUAUAUAAUACAUGUAUAUUUAUCUAACUGAAUUGCAUGUAAUCGGUGCAUGACGCUGUACUAGUACCAUUUCCUCGCAUUGUUAGCCAGCUGGCUACGUUAACUUAGCUAGUUAGCCAUUACUCUAUAGUGGACGCGCGGUUUUGUAAUUGAUGUGUUGUGAAAAUUCCACAUUUCAAGUGAUUCGAUUCCUAUUUAAAGGGGUAUAUAAUGUUAAUGUGAAGCAGAAGCGGCAACAGAUUGAAUGAAUGUGUGACAAUAUGGCGACUCCCAGAGAAGCAUGAAAAUAGUAAUCCACAGUAAACGGGUCUAAUUACAAAUGCUUUACGAGUAUUUAAUUGUGGUACACUUCAUCCACAGAUUUACCAAUAUGACUGUAGUGGGACAUGGCUGGUGUACGUUCUUGAUGAAGCAGUAGCUAAAUUAAGGUUUCAUCUAACACCGGUAUUAUUUGUCUUUUUCAUUUGUAUUCUCUUCCGCCAUUUUUCAGACUGGCGGAGGUUUGUUUGGUUGUUACAAGAUGGCGGCUCCCAUGAGUGGCACUGAUUAGUUCAGAGUUUUAACUGCAAAAUGCUACGGCAAAAAACAUGACAUUUAGAAGGAAAUACAAUACACCUUUGUUAUACGUUGAGUUGUGGUGUCGAAUACAUAUUUAUAAUUAUCUUUAGUUAGUAUUAUGUGUAUUGUGGUAAUAAUAGCCGGCUUUCCCCUUUUUGUGAAGCGUUAGUAAAAUGGCUGCUUCCCUGGAGUUUACAAUUACAAUAUUAUUUUUCACAUGCAUCGGUUUUGGUCCCAGCAAUCGAUUGCAUGUGCAGUCUUUACUUUGCAAAAUGUGUAUUGGCUUCACUUCGCAAGUAUCAACAAUAGACCUGAUCAGAACUUGUCAAUAUUGUUUUGGAAUGCUCUUUUAGCUGUAUUAUUUUUUUUUUCAUCUGAAGAGGACAUGACAUUUCCUGGUUCAAUGGUGUCUGGGACCACUGGCUCAACUCUGCAGCCACGAUGGAAGCGGGUUCUAGGAUGGUCUGGGCCUGUGCCUCGUCCAAGACAUGGUCACAGAGCCGUUGCUAUAAAGGAAUUGAUGGUGGUUUUUGGAGGAGGAAAUGAAGGAAUUGUGGAUGAAUUGCAUGUCUACAACACAGCGACAAACCAAUGGUUUAUCCCUGCGGUUCGUGGUGAUAUUCCCCCUGGAUGUGCUGCAUACGGUUUUGUUUGUGAUGGCACCCGGCUUCUGGUGUUUGGUGGAAUGGUGGAAUAUGGAAAAUACAGCAACGAUCUCUAUGAGCUACAGGCCAGCAGAUGGGAAUGGAAAAAGUUAAAAGCUAAGACUCCCAAAAAUGGCCCACCUCCCUGUGCUCGACUUGGCCACAGUUUCUCUCUGGUGGGCAACAAGUGCUUCCUGUUUGGAGGGCUGGCUAAUGACAGCGAGGACCCCAAAAACAACAUCCCUAGAUACCUGAAUGAUCUGUACACCCUGGAGCUUCGUGCUGGCUCCAGUGUUGUAGGCUGGGAUAUACCAAUUACUUAUGGCGUUUUGCCACCUCCUCGCGAGAGCCACACUGCUGUAGUGUACACAGAAAAGGAGAGCAAGAAAUCUCACCUGAUCAUCUAUGGAGGGAUGAGUGGCUGUCGUCUGGGAGAUCUAUGGACUCUUGACAUUGACACCCUGACCUGGACCAAGCCAUCGGUGAAUGGCACAGCACCUCUGCCCAGGAGUCUCCACUCUGCCAUCACCAUCACAAACAAGAUGUUUGUUUUUGGGGGAUGGGUUCCCCUGGUUAUGGAUGACGUGAAGGUGGCAACACAUGAGAAAGAAUGGAAGUGCACAAACACUUUGGCCUGCCUAAAUCUUGACUCCAUGGCCUGGGAAUCAGUGUUGAUGGAUACCUUGGAGGACAAUAUCCCAAGGGCCCGGGCAGGACAUUGUUCUGUGUCCAUCAACUCUAGGUUGUAUGUCUGGAGUGGCCGUGACGGUUACCGUAAAGCAUGGAACAACCAAGUCUGCUGUAAAGACCUCUGGUACCUUGAGACAGAGAGGCCACACGCUCCCUCGAGAGUGCAGCUUGUCCGUGCCAACACCAACUCCCUGGAGGUGAGCUGGGGCGCUGUGUCCACCGCAGACACCUACCUGCUGCAGCUACAGAAGUACGAUAUCCCAGCUGCCGCUGCUGCCACCUCCCCGGCCCUCACCGCCACCUCUUCUCUACCAGGGAACUUGCCCAAAAGCCCAGCUGCUCCCUCUGCUCAGAACCAACCACACACAGCAAUCUUGAAGGUUGCAGCCCCUCAGUCUGGCACGGGUACCUCCCUUGUCACUGUGCGAGCCAACCAGGCUGUGAAAUCCCCUGUCACUGUAACAUCACUUCCUCCAGUGGUUCAGAUGAUGGUUCCUGCCCAGAUUGCCCAAGGAACGCCAAUCGGCAAUAGCCCUCAGAUGAGUGGCAUGGCAGCUUUGGCUGCAGCUGCAGCAGCCACACAAAAGAUCCCGCCCUCUUCAGGCACUGUGCUCAACAUUCCAGCAGGUGCCACCCUUGUCAAAACCAUGGCUGUCUCCCCUGGCUCCACCACAGUCAAGAUGUCAUCUCCUCUCAUGGUCAGUAACCCAGCCACUCGCAUGCUGAAGACUGCUGCAGCUCAGGUGGGCACAGCGACUGUAUCGUCACCCAACUCGCUCAACCGACCCAUCAUCACUGUGCGCAAGUCAGGCACGGUCACCGUAGCCCAGCAACACCAGGUGGUUACCACCAUGGUGGGAGGAGUAACCAAGACAAUCACCCUGGUCAAGAGCCCCCUUACUAUGGGAGGCAGCGGCACUCUGCAGAUUUCCAGCCUUGGCAAGAUGAUAUCUGUGGUACAAACCAAGCCAGUGCAGACAUCAGCUGUUACAGGCCAGGCUUCCACUAACCCUCUAUCACAGCUCAUACAGACUAAGGGUUCUCUCCCUGCCGGCACCAUACUGAAGCUGGUGACUUCAGCAGAUGGCAAGCCCACCACCAUCAUCACCACGUCGCAGGCAGGGGGCACAGGGAACAAAUCCACCAUCCUGAACAUCAGCGGCAUGUCGCCCACCACAACCAAACAGGGCACCACCAUCAUCAAGACCAUCCCUAUGUCUGCUAUUAUGAACCAGCCUGGAGCCACAGUGACCAGCAGCACAGGGAAGAUGCCCUACACCAUUCUCACCACCAAGAUGAUGACCACUGGCACUCCAGGCAAAAUCAUCACUACCAUGCCUAAGCUUGGCACUGCAACUGGCCAACAGGGGCUGACACAGGUGGUUUUGAAGGGCGCUCCGGGCCAACCUGGCACCAUUCUGCGCACUGUACCCAUGGGUGGAGUCCGACUCGUCACCCCGGUUACGAUGACUUCUGUCAAGCCCAAUGUAACUACACUGGUCGUCAAGGGAACAACUGGUAUCACCACCCUGGGGACAGUCACAGGCACUGUCUGCUCCAGCCUGGCAGGGGGCAGUGUAGCCAGUGCCAAUGCCUCUCUGGCAGCUCCCAUCACCACCCUGGGCACCAUCGCCACCCUGCCCAGCCAAGUCAUUAACCCCACGGCCAUCACUGUGUCAGCGGCCCAGGCCAGUCUGACCACAGUCACUACCCUGUCCACCUCCACCAUGUCGGUGAACCAGCCAACCCAGGUGACUCUAAUCACCACCCCCAGCGGGGUUGAAGCUCAGCCAGUGCAGGACCUGCCCGUGUCCUUCUUGGCCUCCCCCACCUCUGAGCAGCCCUCCACUGAGGCCGGGGAGGCCCCUGGUACUGUCACCAUGGUCUGCUCCAACCCACCCUGUGAGACCCACAAGACAGGAACCACCAACAUAGCCACCACUGCGUCUGCUAACAUGUCAGUGUGCUCCAACCCUCCCUGUGAGACCCACGAGACUGGAACCACCAACACCGCAACGACCUCUUCCACCAACAUGGGAGGGGCAAUGAGGGUGUGUACAAGCCCUCCGUCAGAGACCCAUGAGACGGGCACCACUAACACCUCGACCACCGCCCACUCCAUCAUGGGAACUAACAAAAUGGAUACUGUCCAGAGUAGCUCAUCUCACCCCCCAUCUCUGUACUCCUCUACCCCUCAGACAACCACCUCUGCUUACCCCGGAACCGCCACAGGCAACCAGGGACCAGAGAACCUGUGUACCGGCACCACCUUCACCCCCGCCACAGCACGCUCUAACAUGGGCUCAGCCCAGACCGGCACUGUGCAGAGUCCCAAUCAGACAGCCGUGGGCCUUACAGUUUGCUCUAACCCACCCUGCGAGACACAUGAAACGGGCACAACCAACACUGCCACUCAGUCCUCGUCCGGCAUGGGUAACGGGCAGACUAGCACUGUGCAGAAAGUGUGCUCAAACCCACCCUGCGAGACCCACGAUACGGGGACCACCAACACCCCAUCCCAGGCCAGUUCCAACAUGGCUGGGAACCAGACAGGAACAGUGACGGUGCAGGGGGUGUGUUCAAACCCCCCCUGUGAAACCCAAGAGACUGGCACCACCAACACGGCAACUACUGCCACAGCAGAUGGAGCAGACGGUGGCACCAGCAGUACAGAGACUCCCUCCACUACUGCAUCAGGAACAACCCCAGCCACCACCCAGAGCAGAGCUAUCACUACUGUGACCCAGUCCACACCAGCCCCAGGGCCCUCAGUACCUUCCAUUUCUUUGAUCACUGAGGGUGCAGCAGUUUCCACAGAAGAGCCCAUGCAGACUGAUGCGGCCACAGAGGGGGGAGACACCGCUAUGGAGACUGGGCUGCCCCCAGAGCUGAUGUCAGAGGGACAGAUAGGAACAGGUCUGUCGGCAGAGGAGCUGGCUGCGACUGCAGCAGCACAGGCUGCAGCCACUGAGGAGGCCCAGGCCCGGGCCAUCCAGGCAGUUCUCCAGGCAGCACAGCAGGCUGCCAUGAACGAGGGUGAUUCUGGCUCGGACGGACAGCAGACCACCACAAUCCCCAUCGUUCUGACCCAGCAAGAGCUGGCGGCCCUGGUCCAGCAGCAGCAGCAGCUCCAGGAGGCUCAGGCCCAGGCUCAGGCCCAGCAGCAAGGAAACGCCCAAGCCCUGCCCACUGAGGGCCUGGCCCCCGCAGACAGCCUGAAUGACCCCACGUCUGAGAGCAACGGACACAACGAGAUGGCUGCAGCCGUUUCCAGCGCUGUGGCGUCACUGCUGCCGCGCACCUCCACGGAGACUCUGGCCCCCUCAAGCACAUUUGCUGUUUCCAGUCCAGCCAACCUGCAACCUGCAGCUUCUCUAGCAGAGGUUGCCAAUGGCAUCGAGGGCAGGAAGCUAAACCCUCAACCAGCCAAUAUCAAGACACUUGUAAAAAAAGAGAACCAGUGGUUCGAUGUUGGAAUUGUUAAGGUGACAAACAUGGUGGUCACACACUUCUUCAUCCCAGGGGAUGAUUCUCAAGUAGAGGAUGACUCGGGCGCCAUUCCAGACUAUAACCAGAUGAAGAAAAUGGAGCUGCAGCCUGGCACAGCUUACAAGUUCCGUGUUGCUGGCAUCAAUGCUUGUGGUCGUGGUUCCAUCUCAGAGAUCUCUGCUUUCAAGACCUGUCUACCAGGCUUCCCCGGAGCACCUUGUGCCAUCAAAAUCAGCAAGAGCCCAGAUGGUGCCCACCUCACCUGGGAGCCUCCUUCGGUGACAUCAGGGAAGAUCAUUGAGUAUUCUGUGUACCUGGCCAUCCAAAGCACCCAGACAGCCGAGCCCAAGACCUCCACCCCAGCCCAGCUGGCCUUCAUGCGGGUGUACUGUGGGCCCAACCCCUCCUGUCUGGUGCAGUCCACCAGCCUUUCGAACGCCCACAUAGACUACACCACCAAGCCCGCCAUCAUAUUCCGCAUUGCCGCGCGCAACGAGAAGGGCUAUGGCCCUGCCACACAAGUCCGAUGGCUGCAAGAGUCUAGCAAAGAUGGCGCCUCGGCAAAACCUGCCCCAAAAAGACCAGCAGUGUCCUCAUCUGAUGUUAAGGCUGCUGGUCAAAAGAAAGCAAGAACGGACCAGUGAGAUGGCCCAGAUGACCCCCCCCCCCCCCCCCCCCCCACUCGUUGUCCUUUUUGAACAGGAAGACUUCAUCCUCAUCCUGGCUUCACCCCAUCUACGAGUUGACCCACAACCAGCCAGCAACAUAAGCAAAAUGGCAGCAGAAACCCUAGAUGAAAAUCAACAAGAGAGAGAGUUCUGUAGGCAAGACUAUUUUUUUUGUAGAGCAACACAAAUUAAAAAAGCACAUUAUAGCUUUUACUUCAUUAGUCUUUUUUGUUUAUUUUCUUUGCUUUCCCCCUAGCUACUUUUAUUAUACAUAUUUUUGGCUAGUUUCAGUAGUUGUAGAGAAACAUUUGCAGCAUCACAAGCUGUGAGCCGGCCUGAGCUUAAUGUUACUUUUAUUUUUGCAUAUUUGGGGGGUUGUAGAGAGAGAGACUACAUGAGAUGAUGUACAGUUUGAGCAUGUGCUGAACAGGAGGUAGUGUUGGUUUAGAUGGGAGGAACCAUCAAAGCGGAAAAACAAAGCACUUGUCCUCAAAAGGGGAAAUGUUUUCCCUCAAGCGGAAAUGUUCUUCAAUUAAGAAACCAAUAUAUACAAACAUCAUACUGGACUCCAGUCUCCUGGUAAUCUCAUCACUGUGCUUUUGCCCCGAGAUGAGGACUGAUGGCUCUGAAGUGGAGAAAGGAUUUAAUGACAAAGGAAGACAUUUGUAGAGGAACAGAGACUUUGCUAAGAAUGAGACUUGCAGCAUACACACAACAAAUAUUGCAAAAUCUUCCCAAAAAUUUUGUAAGCGAUGAUGCAGAUCUUUGCGUAGUUUAUUUUUCUAUUUUUUAAGAUUUUCCCUGUGUCUAUCACCAUGCAUUUUUAAAAUGUAAACUACUUUUAUUUGUUUUGUUUAUUAUUGUUCAUCCCCAUAGUUCAAGUGUUUGUGGGAAGAGGGGUGGCAGUGCUGAGGUAGGCACUAUAUUUUAAAAUAUUUGUUUUGAUCAGUUGUAUGUUCUUGUUGUGUCAGAGUGUACGGAAAAAUUAAGGCUUUUGUAUUUGUGCUGACUAGGACCGCAGAUGUAAUAGGACUGAAGGGUAUUUGAAACAGACCCGUGGAGAGGAGUGCAUUUUGUUUACUACAUCUUCCAAUGUUUGUACAAACAUGGACAAUUUAAUGAAGAAAAAUAUUUUCAGUCCCACAUUCCUUCCUUCCCACCCCAAUACACCACCUUUCCAAUUAGUAAUCUGUAUACGCUUUGCUUUUGGGGUCAUUAAUUUGAGUACCCUACAUUUAUUUUAGACCAAGAAAGAAUAUAUUUGGAGACUUUUGUUCCUUAUACUGUUGCGGAAGAUGUAUGUGAAACCACCAAAUAAAACAUGUAUUACAUUUUUUUAGGCUCUGUAUUUUACCAAUUACAGAAGUGAGAUGUGCAAGUUAUUUCUGAGAAGUUUACCUGUAUGUCUUUAAAUUGGUAUGUCUUGGUGGGAAGGAAGAUGAAUAGGCAGAGUUUGGACUCACUUGUAAAUUAGUUCUUCCAUAGCAAGAAUAAAAUAUAUUUGCCUUUUAUACAA